Messenger RNA from Sphaeramia orbicularis (orbiculate cardinalfish), 1160 nucleotides. RefSeq names its product protein phosphatase 1, regulatory subunit 3B (gene ppp1r3b). The transcript is spliced from 2 exons. Gene Ontology annotation, biological process: regulation of glycogen biosynthetic process. Bases 250 to 1128 code for a protein of 292 amino acids. Gene Ontology annotation, molecular function: protein phosphatase 1 binding; glycogen binding. NCBI's taxonomy places the organism in Eukaryota, Metazoa, Chordata, Actinopteri, Kurtiformes, Apogonidae. The record is from RefSeq and is a predicted model, not a curated record. Gene Ontology annotation, cellular component: protein phosphatase type 1 complex.
ACAGGUGUUCACGUGAACCCUUCGUGGGGUUUGAAGUGGCUCGACAGAACUGUGUCACUAAUGAAUCCACAGAGGAGACUGUUCAGCAGUCGGGGGUCGGCUCCGCAUCGGUUCAAUUUGUGACUCGUUUACACAAAACCCAGUGUUCCGAGUCUCGUUAUUAAAAUGACAUCGAGAUAGACUUUGCUGCUCCGACAAUAAGCGGUUAAACAUCCGGUGAUUCACGGGAACUAUUCGAGUUUGCUCUGCAUGUUUCCUCCAAAGUCCACCAUGCCGAUUGACAUGGCAUUACCCCUCUACCUGUCCCAAGAGGAGUUUGGCUACAGGACAAGUCCGAAACAUUUCCAGCCACAGAACUCUUGCCUAAGGUUUGAACAGUCAAAAUGUGUUGAGCAGAUUGACCACAAAGAUGAAAAACCUUCCAGUAAGAACAGUAAAAAGGCCAAAAAGCAGGUGACCUUCGCAGAUCACAAAGGCCUUUCCUUAACUAAGGUGAAGGUUUUCUCUGAAUUUAAUGAUCCGAUUGAUAUUCCUCUAAGUAUACAAAAGAUGUUGAAGUGUGCCAUCAGUGUGGUAUCAGAGAAGGACAAAUUGGUGCUGGAUUUUACCCAGCCGUCCUCAGAUUACCUGCGCUUUCGCCAAUCCUUGGAGAAAAACUACGUGUGCCUGGAGCACUGCAUGUUGAAAGAAAAGGCAAUGGCAGGAACAGUCAAGGUAAAAAAUGUGUCCUUUGAAAAGGCUGUGAAACUGCGAGUGACCUUUGACACCUGGAAAAGCCACACAGAUGUAGAAUGCAUGUAUAUUAAGGACACGUAUCCGAGUUCAUACAGUGACACGUUCUCCUUUGAGGUCUCUCUGCCUGAAGACCUGAGGCCGCAUGAACACAUCGAGUUUGCCAUCUGCUAUCAAGUAGGUGGUUGUGAAUACUGGGACAGCAAUGAUGGGAAGAAUUAUAAGGUCAUCUGGUCUUCAAUGAAGAAGAGGAAUCUGGACACCUGCAGCCAACAGAGAGACUCCUUUGACCUCGGAAUUCAUUUUGAUCGGUAUGGGAGCCCCACAUGCUCCCAUGGGAUUUUCCCUGACUGGCCAAGUUACGCAGGAUAUGAAAAUAUCGGCCCCUACUACUGAACAGUCUGCAACUUAAGGGGAGUUUCUCCCUU